AUUCUUCCUUAAUAUUCAUGAGACCAGCCCAAAAAUGAGAGUCUCCUGAUUUUCUCACGGCUUGAGUAAGUGAUUUGGAUCCUAAAUAUUUAUUUUUAGAAGUUGUUGCCAUGUACCGUCUUGAUUCAAUAACUUAAAGAGCCACUUGCUGAGUAAACAAAUGUUCUUAGUGGCUAGAUUAGCUACCCCCAAGCCACCAACCUCCUUAGGUUGACAAAUAAUAUUCCAUUUUGCAAGUCUGUAUUUCUUUUUAAAUUGGCCAUUUUGCCAAUAGAACCGAGAGCGGAUGGCAUCUAGUUUUUUUUAACACCCCGAUAGGCACCUCAAAAAAGGACAUCAUGAAAAUAGGGAGGCUGCUUAAGACUGAAUUAAUGAGCACUAGACGACCUUCGGAAGAAAGUAAUUUACCUUUCCACAUAGCUAAUCGUUUUUCGAAUCUAUCAAUAACACUGCCACUCACUAUUUCGUAACCUGCGAUGGGUCAUAGGGAUUCCAAGGUAUUUGAGAGGAAAAGAACCGAUCCCACAACCAAAAAGACAAGAAUAAUCCAUUUCAUGAUCCUUAGCUAACCCAUAUCAAAAAAGCUCACUUUUGUGAAAGUUGAUUUUCAAACCUGACAUCUGCUCAAAAGCGGUCAGGAGAAGUUUCACAUUUCGUGCUUGAUCCAAGUUAUGAUCCAGAAAAACAACGGUAUCAUCCGCAUACUGGAGGAUAGAAAGGCCACCAUCCACUAGAUGAGGAACCACACCCGUGAAUUGGUUAUUUACCUUUGCUCUUAAAAAUAGAAUUGGCAACAUGUCCGCAACUAUAUUAAAGAGAAUCGGAGAGAGAGGAUCACCUUGAUGGAGACCCUUAUGAGUAGAAAAGAAAGGGCCAAUUUCAUCAUUAACUUUAACCCCCGCAUGUCCUCCAGAGACAAUUGACUGAACCCAAUCACACCAUUUCUGCGAGAAACCUUUCAUUCACAUAGCUUGUUGGAGGAAGGGCCAUUUUACCUUAUCAUAAGCUUUUUCAAAAUCCAACUUUAGAAUCACUCCAUUCAUUUUUUUCUUAUGAAGUUCAUGAAUAGUCUCGUGGAGCACAAUUACGCCUUCAAGAAUAUUACGACCAGACAUAAAAGCAGUUUGCGAGGGAUUAAUAAUCUUGUCUGCAACCACUCCAAUUCUGUUCGUCAGGACUUUAGUAAUUAUCUUAAAACUAACAUUAAGUAAGCAAAUGGGUCGAUAAUCUUGUUUUUUUAAGGCAUUACAUUUCUUAGGUAAAAGAGUAAUGAUUCCAAAAUUAAGACUAUAGACAGGGAGAGUGCCAUUGUGAAAUUCCAUGAACAAGGCUAGUAAAUCAUCUUUUAUUAAUUAAAACUCAGCCGGAAAACCAUCUGGUCCAGGAGCUUUAUUAUGUUCCAUGUGAAAAAUAGCCUCACGGAUACGAGCCAGAGGCGUCUCUUCACGAAGAGACGGCUCUAAGAUUUUUUUUGCAAAUAACCCCUUAAACACUUUAAGAGACUUUACAUUAAACACCACUGUACAUGCCCUAAGAGAAACCGUCGCGUCACUUCGCCUACACGCACGCACAGCCGCCGUUCCCGCCCAAAACGCGCGCGGCUGUCUAUGGCUACGAAUACGAUACGAGCCUAUCCGCGGUUCCACCACCACACGAGCCGGCCACCCGCUGCCGCUUCUUCCAGCUUCCAAUUCACCGACCGAUCCACCACGCGGACGAUUUCCCCGUCUAUCCUCCACGCGGAGUCGCGGACGCACCACCUCACCGUCGUCUCGCUCUCGCACUCCUUUGGCUUCCUAUAUCUCUGUUCCUCGUCAUUACUUAACGCGGACGGAAGCAAGCACCCCAGGCCAGUGGCCUCUUUUCCGGUCCUUGUCCUUGUGACCUUGUCCUGCUCCUGCCUGAUCUUCCAGCUCCAGACGAGCAGACCCAUCCACGAGUCCUCGGCUCCUCGCCCACCCGCACAUCUCGUCAAGACCGCCUCGCCUCGCCCCGCACCGAGAUCCCCAACUCCCGCGCGCCCCGCACGGUAUGCCGGCCGACCAAAUCUCCGGCUAAACCCCACCCCGCCUUGCCGCUCAUUUUAUGGCGCUCACGCGCGGGCGAGCGCGCACUGCCCCCGCCGUCCCCAGCGCCUGCUUCCUACUACUCCUCCUCCUCCUCCUCACAUCCUCCUCACUCCUCGCCGCCCCCACCAGCGGCAGGGCAGAGUCCGGGGGCGGGUCAGUUCUCGGUGACGCCUCGUCCUCCUCCGGAAAGGCACGGGGGGACAGCUGCGAGGAGCUGCAGUCCAUCAGCGGCGGGGAGGCCCGGUGCGCGUACCUCCGCGCGCAGAACUCGCCCUGCUCCCCGGCGGGGUACGUGGACUACCUGCGCCUCUUCUACUGCGCCUUCGCCGGCGCGCCGGCGGCGGCCGCGUGCGCCGCGCUCGCGCUGUGGCUCGCGGUGCUCUUCUACCUCCUGGGCGACACCGCGUCCGAGUACUUCUGCGCGUCGCUGGAGGGCCUGUCGGCGGCGCUGCGCCUGCCCCCCGCCGUCGCGGGCGUCACGCUGCUCUCGCUGGGGAACGGCGCGCCCGACGUGUUCGCCAGCGUCGUGUCCUUCGCGUCGGGCGACGACGGCGGCGGCGGGGUCGGGCUCGGCAGCGCGCUCGGCGGGGCGCUGUUCGUCUCCACCGUCGUCGCGGGCGCCGUCGCGCUCGCCGUGGGCGCGCGGGGCGGGGCCGUCGUCGAGUGGCGCGGCUUCGUGCGCGACCUCUGCUUCCUCCUCCUCGCGCUCUGCUACCUGCUGGCGGUGCUCGUCCACGGGGAGGUCACCGUCUGGGUGGCCGCGUCGUUCGUCUCGCUCUACGUCGGCUACGUCGUCCUCGUCUGGACCUCCCACUGCUGCACCGAGAAGGGCAAGCCGGCCGCCGACAGCCUCUCGGCGCCGCUCCUCCUCGACGACGACGACGACGUGGGCGACGUCGUCCCGUCGCUGCCGUCCCACACCAAGACGGAGGCGUCCAGCACGGCCACGUCGAGGGUCAUUGCGACGCUGCAUUGCCUCGCGGCCGCGCUGUGCAUGCCGCUGUACCUGCCGCGCCGCCUGACCAUCCCGGACAUCGCGGGGCACCGCUGGUCCCGGCCCUACGCCGUGGCCUCCGCGGCGCUGGCGCCGGUCCUCAUCGCCGUGACCUGGAGCUCGCAGCGCCACAACCCGACGUCGUGGCACGGCCUCGCGGUCCUCGUAGGAGGCGCGCUCCUGGGCCUCCUGCUCGCGGCGCUCGCGGCGGCCACCACGGACGCGAGCUCGCCCCCGCGCGGGCGGAGGCGGCGCGUGCCGUGGCUCGCCGCGGGGUUCGUGAUGAGCGUGCUGUGGGCGUACACCCUGGCGCGCGAGCUGGUGGCGCUGCUGGUGGCCAUCGGGUACGUGGCCGGGAUCAAGCCGAGCGUGCUGGGCGUGACGGUGCUGGCGUGGGGCGACUCCCUGGGCGACCUGGUGUCGAACGUGGCGAUGGCGGUGCACGGCGGGCCCGGCGGCGCGCAGACGGCCGUGUCCGGGUGCUACGCCGGCCCGCUGUUCAACACGGUGGUGGGGCUGGGCCUGUCGCUGGCGCUGGCGGCGGGCGCGCAGCACCCGGCCCCGUUCGCGGUGCCCGUGGACGCGGCGGCGUACGAGGCGGUGGGGUUCCUGGGCGCGGCGCUGGCGUGGGCGCUGUUCGUGGUGCCCGUCCGAGGGAUGCGGAUCGACCGCGUCUACGGGGUCGGGCUCAUCGCUAUCUACCUCUGCUUCUUCGCCGUGCGCGUCUCCGAGACGCUGGGGCUCUGGAGCUAGGACUGGGAAGCCUGCCUGGCCGCGAUCGUUCGUUUGUUUCUUGCUGCUGCUGAUGACCGCUGUGAAUGAUCCAACUGAUGGUGGUGGAUCUAGAUUGAUGGCAAAAUGAUAGGGGUACAGAAAGGAUGAAGGGUAGAUAACCUUGUACGUACUUAUAUUAAUGUAGUGGUAGUAUAUGGUAGAGAGGUGGACAGGUGGUAGCAGUAUACUCCACACGUAGGCGUUGGUUAGUGUCCUGACAGAAGAUUUGUUUUUCCGUCCCCUUCUGUUUUGGAAAAGGGGGGUUCUGUUCUGACUUGUGGCCGGAAAGACUGGCCCGACAACUGUGUGUUACUCACUCAAUAAGCUGCGGGGAUGUUCGUAUCAGUUGAAAGAAAGUUCAAGAUUCGAUCCCA
Messenger RNA from Zea mays, 4211 nucleotides. RefSeq names its product cation/calcium exchanger 1. The record is from RefSeq and is a predicted model, not a curated record. Gene Ontology annotation, biological process: monoatomic cation transport; transmembrane transport. Bases 2086 to 3816 code for a protein of 576 amino acids. NCBI's taxonomy places the organism in Eukaryota, Viridiplantae, Streptophyta, Magnoliopsida, Poales, Poaceae. Gene Ontology annotation, cellular component: membrane. The transcript has a single exon. Gene Ontology annotation, molecular function: monoatomic cation transmembrane transporter activity.